Messenger RNA from Oppia nitens, 680 nucleotides. RefSeq lists its product as uncharacterized. Lineage: Eukaryota; Metazoa; Arthropoda; Arachnida; Sarcoptiformes; Oppiidae. The transcript has 3 exons. The record is from RefSeq and is a predicted model, not a curated record. Bases 126 to 557 code for a protein of 143 amino acids.
UACACUGUAAAUACUAUGACAUGCAAUACAUAUGGAUAUGUUUAGAAAGUUUGUGUAAAUGUUUUAGAAAUUGAUAGUCUAGUCAAACAAUUGACAAUUUCUAUAGACAUAUAAAUAUAAUAGACAUGUCAUUCAAUGAUAUCAUCAACUCGUGUACAGAUAUGCGGACAAUAGAGCACGUGUUGUCUCGAUUGGAUAACACGUGUGGUGACAGCAAACAUCAAACAACGGUUCAAAACAACGACAACAACAAUCAGCAGACAGUGUUUCAAGUGAUUUAUGGCAAUCACAAGCCGUACAAGAAGUAUCAACAGUACUCGGAUGACGGCUUUCUGUCUAUCAAUUUGACCACCAAUUGGUGUCAAUUGUAUGCCAUCGAUGGCAAAUGUAUUUGUGAGACUAAACCAUUGAAGACAUCUAAUACUAUUGGCGAUCAACUGGUCUAUGAAGAGGAUAAUGAGCUAAUUGUUGGCAACAAAUGUGUUCAACUAAGCUGUCAGGUGUCACCCAAACAGUUCAAAAGUGGCCAAUAUUUUGCUACCGAUUCAACCGAUUAGUUGUCCAAUUUAUUUAUUACUAUUUAUUUAUUGAAUAAUUUUUUUAUUGAUUAUUACAAUUUUUAAAACUUCAAACUAUUUGUUUCAUAUGUUUCAAAAUAUUUAUUAAAUACAGUUAAAUUA